Molecule: messenger RNA, 2176 nt
Organism: Portunus trituberculatus (swimming crab)
Lineage: Eukaryota; Metazoa; Arthropoda; Malacostraca; Decapoda; Portunidae
Product: ras-related protein Rab-33B-like
Exons: 6
Coding region: 222-923 (233 amino acids)
Biological process (GO): Rab protein signal transduction
Cellular component (GO): Golgi apparatus; endosome
Molecular function (GO): GTPase activity; GTP binding
Source: RefSeq, a predicted model, not a curated record
CCACAAGUGUCAGAUCCGACCUGGCAACGCUGAGUCACAGGACAAGGAAGACGCAUAUGAACAGCAGUGUCAAAAACAAGGAAAUCGGAGGCAGUUAGUGGAGUAAUCACCAGGAACUGUACUCUAAGCCUGUCUUCAUUGUUCUCAAUGCACCAGUAAUCAGUAUCGUGGGGAUGUUUGGUAGCACUGCAAGGAGGGCCAGCAUGUGAGGUCUCAACAAGAUGAAUGGCAGCAAUUCCCAGACAUUUGCCCAGAGCAAUGCACUUCUGAGGGACAAAAGGCACAAGACCUUCAAAAUCAUUGUUAUUGGUGACAGCAGUGUUGGAAAGACAUGUCUGACAUUCAGAUUCUGUGGAGGGCAUUUUCCAGAAAGAACAGAGGCCACAAUUGGGGUGGACUUCAGAGAAAGGAAAUUGAAAAUUGAUCAAGAGGAGAUUAUGUUGCAGUUGUGGGACACAGCUGGCCAGGAGCGGUUCAGGCGGUCCAUGGUGCAGCACUACUAUAGGAAUGUUAAUGCUGUGGUGUUUGUCUAUGAUGUCACCAGGAUGUCUACCUUUCAGUCUCUGCCAUCUUGGAUAGAAGAGUGUAACCAACACAACCUGAACUAUAAUAUUCCAAGGAUCCUUUUGGGGAACAAAUGUGACUGUAAAGGAGAAAUAGCUGUCCCUACCAAUGUGGCUCAAAGAUUUGCCGACCAUCAUGGUAUGCCGCUCUUUGAAACUUCAGCCAAGGAUGACAGUGACUGUGACCAUGUGGAGGCCAUCUUCCUCACUUUGGCCCACAAGCUCAAGGCUGCCAAGUCCAUGACGCUGAUCAGUCCGUCACAGUUUCCUCCAGACCACAUCCAUCGGGCUGUUGUGGAGUCAGUUGGGCGAGAACGAAAUGGAAUGGAAGUGAAUGAUUCUGAGUCUUGCUAUUGUUAAUGCAGUUGUAUUUAAUGUUUUACAAGAUAUUUAUAUAUAUUAAAGUAUUUCUGAGUUAAAGUAUAGGAUAUAAAAACACUGUGUGAUAUGUACAGGGAGUCCUUAUUCAAUAAGAGAUAGUUCAUUGCAGUCUGUAUGAGUACCAGUACAGAUAUCAGGUUGUGAACAAUUAACAGAAUGCAUUUAGAACUGUUAGAUUGGGAAACAGCAAGUACAGUAGACUUUUGUCUGCCAAGGCAAGGUUAACACUGUUUAUGUGUUGGUUUCCAUGAAAGAGCUUAUGUUCAUGUGUAUCUGUGUUCAGCAUGUCAAUUUCUUGACAACUGAUUAGUAUCUGUAACACACUGGAAGCAAUCAUGACAGUUUGAGUACUUAUUUAACACUGCUUUCAAUCAGUUAUCCAUAUCAUAUGUACUUAUGUCAGCUCAUCAUUGUACUAAAGAAAGUAGAAGUAUGUUGCCUUCCAUGUAAGUGACAUGGGCACCUCAUUAUCAAUAUAUUAUUAGUAACAUGACUGUUGACACUGAUUGAACACUAUGACUCUGAUAAAUGUAAUUCUUGCCUCAGAGGAUGAUUCCCUUUACUUUGCUAAUGACAGCAAUCACCUAUAUUUUCAUAUAAUAUUAUCAGAUAAACCAAUGGCUUUAUAUGAAUAGUCAGAUUACAUAUAUUAAUAUAUAAAAGGAAAGAGUGUAGCUUUGAGGUUGUUGUGUAGAUUUUAUAUAUUUAUAGCAUUCAUUCUUAAAUGUAAUGCUGGACCAAGUUGUAAGGAAGAAACCUAUGCAGAGAAGUAGGUGAUGUAGAACCAGCAGGCAUGAACAUUGUUGGUGAUCCCAAAGGUGAUGAUAACCGGUCUCUUGGUGUUCAUUGGUGUGUUGCCAGCCGGGUCACUUCAUGACACUAGUAGUGCCCAAGAUGACUUUCUGGUGUUUCAAGACAUGUUGGAAACAUCCUGACCUUUUAGGUUUCACUUUUCCUUGGCAUGGUGUGUGAUUGCCACCUCUUGAGUUACCAGUGAUUGUGUUUUAGUGCAUUUUCGUGGAGUUAUCAUUGCUGCUGACUACUAUCAGGAUAUACUUGUAUGUAAACGUUACUUGGUGUGGUGCAAAUUUGUAAAUAUGAAAUAUUUAUUUAAAUAGCAUAUUUAGGUAAUGAUGCAUUCCGAUGUUGUGUAACAUUUUCCCGUAACUUGAGUUUAUUUCCAUUUGUAUAUUAAAAAUGUACAAAUACAGCACCAUAAGCUAUAAGAGUAA